AUGGAUUAUUCUUCUUCACAUCCAUUCACUCACUCAUCUAACUUUGUUGAUCUUCUCAAUAGUCAACAAGAACUUCCUCUUCAUGAUCCAUUUUCUUCUCAAAGCCAAAUCCCUCUGUUCAGCAGCCAAUGCACCGAAGCCUCCACCUACAAUGACGACAGCCCUGCAGAUCGCAAAGAAAGGAAGGCCUGGACUCCAACCGAUGAUGUGAUACUCAUUUCUGGGUGGCUGAACACGUCAAAAGACCCGGUGGUGGGUAAUGAGCAGAAGUCUGGUACCUUUUGGUGGAGGAUAGCAGAAUACAUUGCUUCUAGUCCGAAGGCUGCAGGCAAAGAAAGAAGAGAACCAGUCACAUGUAAGGCAAGAUGGCAAAAAAUAAAUGAUUUGGUGUGCAAGUUCUGCGGUUCUUAUGAGGCUGCAACAAGGGAGAGAGCCUCAGGAAUGAAUGAGAAUGAUGUGCUGAAACUUGCACAUCAAAUUUUCUUUAAUGAUUACAAAAAGAAAUUCACCUUGGAGCAUGCGUGGAAGGAACUACGUAACGACCAAAAGUGGUGUGAAGUUUCUGCGAAUAAAGUUGGAGGAAGUGUUAAAAGGAGGAGACGCGAGGACGGGCUACAAGCACCAGUUCCUGCUGCAGAUGAAAACAACAAUGUGGAAGGCGAUCAAGGAGGCAACUGGCCACCAGGUGUGAAAGCUGCCAAAAAUAAAGGAAAGAAGAAGGUGGAUGAUGGCAAGGCUUUAUCAGAAUUCCAAAGUAUGUGCAAGCUUCAUGAAAAAGACAUGGCACUGAAAGAGAGGAUUCAGAGGAUGCAACUGCUAGACAGCCUCGUCGCAAAGAGUAUGAAAGAGCCCUUGGAAGAUUAUGAAAAAGAGCUUAAGAAAAGACUCUCUUUAGAGAUGCAAGGCCGUCAAAAAAAACGGGCUUAUAUUGAAAGAGAUCGGGAGGCAGGUCAUACACGGUUAUGGAAUGAUUACUUCAGUGAAGCUGCAACAUAUCCAGCUAAUAUAUUCCGACGCCGUUUUCGAAUGAAUAAGCCAUUAUUCAUGAAAAUUGUUGACCGAUUUUCCAACGAAAUUCGAUUCUUCCGACAAAAAAAAGAUGCUAUUGGAAGGCCUGGUCUCUCGGGACUUCAAAAAUGCACCGCAGCAAUUCGUCUUUUGGCUUAUGGAACUGGAGCUGAUGCAGUAGACGAAUACCUUCGGCUUGGUGAAUCUACGGCUCGCUCCUGUUUGGAACAUUUUGUUGAAGGAAUAAUACAUUUGUUUGGUGAUGAAUACCUACGAAGACCCACACCUGAAGAUCUUCAAAGAUUACUUUAUGUUGGAGAGGAUCGCGGUUUUCCCGGAAUGAUAGGAAGCAUCGAUUGUAUGCAUUGGGAGUGGAAGAAUUGUCCCACCGCUUGGAAAGGACAAUUUACACGUGGUGCUGGAAAACCCACAAUCGUUUUGGAAGCGGUAGCUUCAUAUGAUCUUUGGAUAUGGCACGCAUUUUUUGGUUCCCCAGGUACCUUAAAUGAUAUUAAUAUUCUUGAUCGUUCACCCGUGUUUGAUGAUAUCAUAAAAGGUAAAGCUCCGCAAGUGCAUUAUUCUGUCAACGGAAGGGAUUAUCACUUAGCUUACUAUCUCACGGAUGGUAUCUAUCCAAAUUGGGCUACGUUUAUCAAAUCUAUACCACUUCCACAGGGAUCAAAAGCGACUUUAUUUGCUAAACGUCAAGAAGGUACCCGAAAAGAUGUCGAACGUGCUUUCGGAGUCUUGCAAGCUCGGUUUGCAAUUGUAAAAAACCCGGCUCUUUUUUGGGAUAAAGACAAAAUCGGAAAGAUUAUGAGAGCAUGUAUCAUUCUCCACAAUAUGAUAGUAGAAGACGAACGAGAAGGAUUAACUCAAUAUGAUCUUUCAGAUUUUCAACACGGAGAGGGCCACGGUAGUUCACAGGUCGAUCAUGACUAUUCAACAGAUAUGCAUUCAAAUAUUGCUGAUAUGUUGACUGCUCGAAAGAAAGUUCGAGACACACAAGUACAUAAACAAUUACAAGCUGAUUUGGUUGAACACAUUUGGCAGAAAUUUGGAGAUGAGGAAGAUGAUAACUGA
Eutrema salsugineum is the source of this 2091-nucleotide messenger RNA. RefSeq lists its product as uncharacterized. The record is from RefSeq and is a predicted model, not a curated record. The coding region runs from base 1 to 2091 and encodes 696 amino acids. The transcript is spliced from 2 exons. Lineage: Eukaryota; Viridiplantae; Streptophyta; Magnoliopsida; Brassicales; Brassicaceae.